GUCUUUUGGGGAGAAUAUCCAAGAGUAAAACCGUGCAGUUUUGGCCCAAAGCGGAUAAUAUCGUAGCUAUCCGUUUCAGCAUAGACCUCAUAUUUAGGAUAAUUUUGAGUCAUCUCGUAGUCUCAUUGGUUGAAAUUACAUUAAAUACAUCCUUAAUUUGUUCCUUAGAUGAUACAUAUGCAUUUUAGGCAAAAAUGGGUCAUAGUAGAAGAGUCAAACCAAUACCAGUACAAGAAUCAAACCAAUACCAGAUUAAAAAUCAACCGAUACCAAAAUAUAGUCACUAUGAAAACCAAAUCAAUACAAAAAAAAAAAUCAAUCGAUACAAAAGACAAACUGAUGACCGCCGCAACAGGAGACAUAGAGGGAGAUGGAGAGAGAAGAAGCGAGGGGAUAAGUUUCUCUACCUGGAGAGAUCGUACGUAGCCAGCAGAGAGAGGAGAGCCUCCGAUGGGCAAGACGGCCUUCGGGGAAAAAAUAAACAUUUUCUCCUUGAAAAAAGACCCAUCAGUGGCAAGAUGAAGAGCCUAUUGGUCGAGCUUUGGGAAAGGAAGAGGAAGAUGAAGAGAAAGAGAGAAAGGAAUAAGAUUCCUUAGGGUGUGAAAAAAGAUAAAUACAAAAACCAUAUUUUACAGACAGUAAUAAUAAGAUGUCGUCAUUAUUUUUGUUCCGAAACUAUCCUUAUAAUAUGCAAUUAAGAUGAUCAAUUUUAAAAAUGAUAAUAAAAAAAAAUCAGAGGACGAAGAUGUCAGCAUUAACUCUUUUAAAGCGUAGUCACCGCCGUAACUCAUUCCAAAAUAUUCAAAUACCCAGUUCGCCAAAAUUUCAUAAGAAGCUGAAAUUCACUUGUUCAAUAUCUCCUACAUAUAAACUCGUCUAAGAAACCAUCGGUACUGACCUGAAUGCUGCAAAGUCAAAUGAACGAUGGUGUCAAUGGCGGUAAAUUCAUUUAAUUACUUCAUCUUAACGACCUUUUCUAUAGCUUUAACCUUACCUACAAAUAAAGCAAAUGGAGCUGGUUUGCCUAAAACUGGUAAAACUCGAUCCUGGAGAGAAUGGGCACAAGAAUAUUCCAAGUGGGUUGUAAGUUGUAACCCACAUUUGCAAUUUUUACAUUUACACUUUUGGAGUCCCCCAAAAACUGAAAUAUGAGUUGGAGGGCCUUAUUAACCACUUGGUGGACGACACGUCGGAAAGGUGUUCUGAGGUUUUAGCAGAUGUACUAGGAAUAGUACCCUCACAACAAAGCUAGCUAGCUAGCUAUAUCUAGCUAUGCCACCAUAGCCAAAGUAUAGGGCCACCUUGGCAAGAAGCUGUGUGUUUAACUUUAACAGAAGCUCAGCCAUAUUUCUGGUAAACGAAUGUAUGUGAAACCUGUAUAACUUUGGGGAUCAACUUGUGUACUAAUACUGGAUUUGGGAGUGAUGGGAUUGGGAGGGAUUGGUAUCAGGGCAGCAACCUUAUCUCCACCAAAGCAAGAGGGGGAAGAAAAAAAAACGAAAUAAAGGGAAAAGCUGCUUUGGAUUAUAUUCACGUAAAAGAAAUUAAUUAUGAGAAAUAUAAAAGUAUAGGGGGGCAAAAAAAUUUGUACAAGACGACCAACUGGAAAGCAGUACUGCAUUUUUGUGCAAAUUGUUAAUGUGUGGGUUCUUAUCAUUUUGAUUAUUUCUUCAAAGUUCAAACAACCAUAUGGACCUUGUUCUAGAAGUAAGAGUUAAUCCGUUCUAACUAAUUACUCCAAAUGUAGAAUAUUAGCAGGGCUAUUGUGAAUCUUUUGGUUUCAAUAACUCGAGUCCUUGUAAGAAUUUUAAUUAUGAAUGUUAUAUUAUUUACUAACACACCUCCCUCAAACAUAACACAAAUAACACAUGCACCUGAAAAAUUGCACAAGUUGAAUACCAUAUGUUUAAUAAAUGGGGUCGUUGAGAGUUUAAGACAACCUCUUGCAAGUAUCGAAAGCUCUGGUGUUGGCCGGCCGCUUGUAACAUCUCAGCUCCUUUCCUGACCAACAUAUUGUCCGUUUUGUGUCUAGCCCACAUAGUUUUACUUUUCAAUGCAUCCAUAUAUCUGCAUUGCUCCAUCCUAAUCACGUUUGCCUUAGAGGUUUUACAAGAAGUACCCUCUCGUGUUUUGUCAAUGUGAAAUCUGUCCAACGUGUUACAUUACACCUCUUUUUGGAACUCAUCGUCCGUCCUCGCGUUGAGAUUUGUCCCACCUUCAUUUAAGAGGGACGCGGAGAGACUAAUAAUAACUCUGAGCUGUUGGAAGAAAGUUAAUUAUGAAUCUUAUACCACUCUCUUGCACACACCCCCGUCAAAUGAAAGUUAACUCACAUGCAUUGAAGUUUUCACAUGCGCUCACCACAUUGUGCUUAAUUAAUGAACUGUUAAUAUCCGCGAUCAUAGAGAUUCGAACACAUGAACCUUGAUCAAAUCAGACUUCCAUAUCAUGUCAAGAACCGUUUGAUCCCAAUUACUCGCGUGCGCUUUGUUUGAAGAAGUUUAAUUAUGUAUCUUAUUAUAUAUACCAUUCAGUAACACAACUCAUCAUCGUAACCAUAAGGAUUUGUAUGAAUUUUGAAUCUGUUUGUUGGCUUUCUUUUACGUGAUCAUGUUUGGAAUCAACUUUUUUAUUUUUCAUUCUUCAAUUGAGGGUGUUGGUAUUAACUUUCAAAAUGGAAAUGAAUACGAGCUCUAUAGGGCCCGGGUCGUGUAUUAUCUUAGGUUCAGCCUUCCAAUGAACAACCUCUUUCAUCAAACGGUUUUCAAAUUUGAUUUGUGCAUCCAACAACAAAGAGAAAAAAGCACCCAAAACACACCCACUCGUAUUACUAAUACGUGUGUGGAUGUUUUUUUCGUUUGGCAAGAGCAAAAAAAAGAAACAAAAAGCAAACCAAAGCAAAGCAUUAUUUGCAUCUUCCUACUGUAGACGCAUAAUCUCAUUCAUGGACAGAUUGAUUGCUUGAUCUACCCAACUUGGAGUAGUAGCCUCUAGUGCCAAAUUGGUCCCUCUCUCUCUCUCUCUCUCUCUCUCUCUCUCUCUCUCUCUCUCUCUCUCUCUCUCCUCCCACCUUGAGUACUAUAUAAACCCUUCACGUGCCCUCUUCCAACAAUCGCAACACACAAGCAAAUAGAGAGAGAGCUUUGGUUUACACUUUACUCCAAACAUCCACUACUAAACUAAACCCUUCCUUUUUAGUGCUUUCCGCCCUAUUACCAAAAACAACAAAAAAUGGCGGUGCACUUCUCUCUGAUGUUCCUGUUCGGCCUCCUCGGCAACGCCAUCUCCUGCAUGGUGUGCUUGGCCCCGCUGCCGACGUUCUACCAGAUAUGGAAGAAGAAAACGAGCGAGGGCUUCCAGUCGCUCCCUUACGUGAUCGGCCUCUUCAGCGCCAUGCUCUGGCUCUUCUACGCCCUCUUCGCCAAGGACGCCAUGCUCCUCGUCACCAUCAACGUCUUCACCUUCUUCAUGCAGACGUUCUACAUCGCCGUCUACCUCCUCUACGCCACCAAGAAGGACAUGAUCACCACCGUCAAGCUCCUCUCCUUCUUCAACGUCGUCGGCUUCGGCGCCAUCUGCACCCUCACCCUCGCGUUCACCCACGGCUUCCUCCGCGUCCAGGUCCUCGGUUGGAUCUGCAUGGUCUUCUCCCUCUGCGUCUUCGUCGCCCCUCUUGGCAUCGUUAGGAAGGUGAUAAAAACGAAGAGUGUGGAGUUCAUGCCGAUCUCGCUGUCCUUCUUCCUGACGCUGAGCGCGGUCAUGUGGUUCAUGUACGGAUUCCUGAAGAAAGACCCUUACGUCGCUGUUCCCAAUAUUUUGGGGUUCACCUUCGGGAUCCUGCAGAUGAUCUUGUACAUGGUGUACCGGAAAAGCACUCCGGCGAAUGCUCUUCCGGUGAAGAAGGAGGUGGAGGUGGCGGAAGCGAAGGUGGUGAUCGACAUGACAAAGCUCGGGGAGCAGCCGGCCAACCAGAUCAACCAGGUGGUGCCGGUCGACGCGGCGGCGGUUCGGAGAGAGGUGAUGGUGCAACUGGCCGCCGCGGCGGCUGAGCAAGAAGCGGAGGAGCAGAGGAAGGAGCAACUGAUGAAGCAUAUGAACAACAACAACAACAAGAAAGACAUGAUUUUCAACAAUGGAAUUGCCGUGGCGUAAACAAAGACAGAGGUUUUGAAAAUGAUAACGACGAUGAACAACAGCCCUUAUUAAUUUGAAGACAAUUAAUUACCACAAAAAUAAUAAUGAUGAUGAAGAUUGUUAUGUAUUUUGGAUUUGGGUAACUGACCUACGUACGUUGUUUUUUUUUUUUACUUGUAACUUUUGCAUGUAAUGUAAUCUCUUUUCCGUAAAAUAUUCUGUGUACGGGGUUGCCUACUGUGCCAAUGUUAUUAAGAUUCCACUUCCUACGUCCUUUGUGUCGAGCAAAAUUUGUCUAUUCGUUUUACAUUAACACAAUAAGUUUUUUUCCGAUUAGAACGCUGUUACGAUACGAUUUCACAAACAUCGCAUGCUUUCCUCCUCGAUCUGUCUGUAUAUACCCACCCAGCUUUUACAUUAUUAAUCUACGAAUAUUAGAGAAUCGUCUAUAGUAUGCCACUGUCCAUAAUCGCAAGUGCCACUAAGUAAUGACGUCGGCGACAACUCACUACAAUUAUUAAUCAUUAUCCUCAUUUUCACGCGGUUCUUUAUUAGAAUCUUUUUUAACGGCAAGAAAGUGUAAAAUCGUAUUCGAUGUUGUACGGGGAAAAAUUAGUAAUAAAAUCAUUGGUGUUGAAAUCAUGAUUUAGUUAUGAUUCAAUACUUUUAUAUGGCUAGCUAAAAUCGUCUAUCAGUUUUAGAUCUCUGUAAGUGGUUCCUUCGGUUGGACCUCUUGUACUAUACAAUUUUGCAAAUACUUCUGCUGCUUUUAACUCUGAGCUCCAAGAUUAAUGUCGUCUAUAUACAGUGGCGGAGGCAAGUGUUGAGGAGUGGGGUCCAAGGACACCACUUGACAGGAAAAAUUAGGCAAAAAAAAUUUAGUAGAUACGUAGGUGUUUCAACCGAUUCUUCGAACUUAGGACCCCAUACUCUUAUUAAUUUUAGCUAUCUUUAAGAACCCCAAUCAACAACUCAAACUCUAUUCAAGGCAUAGAUUCUAGCAUUACAAAUUUUUAGGACCCCAGUUAACUUGAAGUCUGGCUACGUCACUAUCUUUAUAUGUGAAAUAUUUGCUUAAUUGAUUAUAUAUAGUAUGCCCGCCAAGAUAUUAUUAAAAAUCAUGAUUACGAAAAAUCAUGGUGUAGUGCACUUAUAGUAAAAUUUGGUACAUAACCCUACAUAAUCCUGAUUUAUAUUAUUGAAAAUUUGAGAGAAAUAUUAAAAAAAAUCUCUUAAUUGUCUGUCUAAAAAUUCAUACCAAACUCACUCCCCACAAAGAAUUAUGCACUGGUGUUGUUCAAUAUGAAAAUUUGCGCGUUUGUAUAUAUGAAUGGCACCUGUACUCUAAAGCACUUUUUAAGAUGUUCGGCACUUUAAUCUUGCAUUUUAUUGGUAAAGGGAGAUUAAGAAGAAAAAACCCCGAUGUUGGUUAAUCGUAAUUUGGCACACCAGACAUGAAUUAAUCAUGAUGAUAAUGACCAUUGCAUUGCAUAUUACGGAGGUUUGAUUACUUUGUGAAUUUGUUUGCCCAAAUGAUUAUCGUGCGAGUAUGGCGGCAUUACUGCCAAGUUUUUUUUUUUUUUUUAAAAGCAAGUUUCUAAUGCGAAGUGACGUCGUCUUAAUCACUCCAUCGACGGAGAGGAGAAGAGAAGAUUGUUGUUGUUGAUUACGUUCAAAGAUAUUAUUUUACUCUGCUUUUUGCCGGUAAGGCGAUUGAGUGAUUUUGCUUUACUUUUCGAUUGUGAUAUGCAUAUGGUACACAUUUUUUUUCCGGCUGAAAUGUGUGGUAUAUCUUGAAUACGUGUGUCAUACACAAAAACAAAGAAACAAAAACUAGGAGAUUUUUUUUUUUUUUUAACAUAGACAGUAGUCAGGUAAAUAGCCAGUACAGAGUCAAAGAACAAAAGAUAAACAUCGUGCGGUAGUCGACAAAUAGUCGAACUACCGCCAUUUCGAGUAAAACUAUUAAAAAAUU
Molecule: messenger RNA, 6109 nt
Organism: Linum trigynum
Lineage: Eukaryota; Viridiplantae; Streptophyta; Magnoliopsida; Malpighiales; Linaceae
Source: the annotation of a GenBank genome assembly